AUGUCAACCCACAAAGCGGCGGUGAUUUAUGCCCGGGACAAGCCCCUGGUCGUGGAAAAUGUCCCUCGCCCUGUCGCGUUGACUGGUGAUGCCAUCGUCCGCAUCCUGGCUGCUGAUAUUGUCCCCUAUAUGAGGGAGGUAAUCACGAACCAGCGCCCAUACCCGCUCUCCAUCCCCAUGACUCCGGGAAACACGGCCAUCGCGCGCAUCCAUGAAGUUGGACCCGACUGUGUCACCCUCAGGCCGGGUCAACUUGUCUUCUGUGACAUAACCAUCCGCGCGCGCGAUAAUCCCGCCGUCACCAUGCUGUACGGAGUUCAUGGAGCAAUCCAUCCUGCGGCGCAGAAACUCAUGGAUGGAGUCUGGCGCAACGGAACAUAUGCUGAAUACGCGCGGUUCCCUCUGGAGAACCUGUAUCUGCUGGACGAGGAAGUUCUCCUGGGGCAGCUGGGAUACAGCAUCAGUGAUCUCUGUCUUUUGACCGCAUACCUGGUUUCCUUUGGCGGGCUGGCCGAGGUGGACGUGAAACCGGGCGAGGUGGUGAUUGUGGUCCCAGCUACAGGGUGUUUUGGUGGCGGCGCCGUGGGCGCAGCCCUGGCCAUGGGGGCCACCGUCAUCGCAGCCGGCCGCAACAGGGCAGCUCUGGACAAGCUCGAACGUAUCCAUGGUACACAGCGACUUAUCACAGUCCAAAUCACUGGGGACGAGGCUACAGAUACCCAGUCCUUCAAAACAGCGGUCGGCCAACCGGAGGGGGCCCAUGUAUACCUGGACCUGUCGCCCCCAAUCCUUCAGGACUCAUCCCUCUUAGUGCCUUACGGGGAGAUCAUGUUCAAGGGCAUUCGCAUUCAGGGACGGUUUAUGUAUGAUUGUCCGCAUGUGUUCCGGCUGAUUCAAAUGGUGCGGUCUGGGUUGCUUCCGCUGGGUGGGAAGGGCGGCGUCACUCACAUCGAGGAAUUUGGGCUGGAUGAAAUUGAAGGCGCAUUGGAUGCGGCAGGAAGAUUGAGCGGCUGGGGGGGUCAGGUUGUGUUGAGGCCCUAG
Messenger RNA from Aspergillus vadensis CBS 113365, 1041 nucleotides. RefSeq names its product putative isopropanol dehydrogenase. The record is from RefSeq and is a predicted model, not a curated record. Gene Ontology annotation, cellular component: mitochondrion. Bases 1 to 1041 code for a protein of 346 amino acids. The transcript has 2 exons. NCBI's taxonomy places the organism in Eukaryota, Fungi, Ascomycota, Eurotiomycetes, Eurotiales, Aspergillaceae. Gene Ontology annotation, molecular function: oxidoreductase activity.